GCAGGAUAAUCCAUAUAUUUACUGGAUUUGAUAAAAAAAUAUCAUUUCUUUGGUUUUAAAAGGGAAGUAUAAGAUCCCCAGCUGAAGACUACUAUCUUUAUUUUCAUUCGUUAACUAAUAUCCAGCUGAUUUCUGACAGGAUUUUUUUUCAUCUCUGUUUUCCCCAGGAUCCUGGAUUCAUCAUGAGCGGGAAGAUGUGGACAUUUCUCGCCGCCAUUUUAUUCUUGACAGCAUCAGGAUCCCAUGCGUUUUUGCACGAGGGAGGGCGGUGUAUGAUGUAUAGCGAAUGCGGGGGAAAUCCUGAUACAGAUUUAAGAUCAGAUCUAAAUUGCUUGGACAAUGAAGGAGCCCGGUCUACUGGAUCAGCAGCAGCCAAUGGUCUUCUAAGGGAUAUGUGUCCAGAUUACAACCCUGAUGAAGUCUGCUGUGAUCUUAACCAACUUAGAACCAUGCAGCCUUUAUUGACUGCACUGCGGCCUGCAUUCGGUCGUUGUCCAGCCUGUCUAGAAAACAUUGAGACGAUGAUGUGUCAGCUGGUUUGUAGUCCUCAGCAGAGUCUCUAUACCAAUGCUACAGUCCUUCUGGUAAGCGAUGAUGGAGUCGGCGUUCGUCGCUUCGAUGCCUUCGUCGCACAGGAGUUCGCUGACAUCGCCUAUGAUUCAUGUAAGGAUGUUAAGUUCCCACGUUCCAAUACACCUGUGAUGGAUGUAAUAUGUGGCGGGUAUCUCGGUGACGAUUGCUCCCCUCAGAGGUGGUUUGACUUCCUUGGUGAUACAGCUAAUGGAUUCAUUCCUUGGAAUAUUGACUUCAAACUUGUACCAACAGGAGAAACAGUCGAAGGCAUGGACAAAAGCAUGGAGCCCAUGAACCCUACCUCGUUCUACUGUAACGCACCUGUUGGCAAUCAAGGCAGCUGUAGUUGUCAAGACUGUGAACUCUCCUGCUCGGCCUUACCAACCAUCGGACCAGCGUAUUUGCACGAGGAAGGGAGGUGUAUGAUGUUCAGCGAAUGCGGGGGAAAUCCUGAUACAAAUUUUAGAACAGAUCUAAAUUGCUUGGACAAUGAAGUAGCCCGGCCUACUGGAUCAGCAGCAGCCAAUCGUCUUCUAAGUGAUAUGUGUCCAGAUUACAACCCUGAUGAAGUCUGCUGUGAUCUUCAACAACUUAGAACCAUGCAGCCUUUAUUGACUGCACUGCGGCCUGCAUUCGGUCGUUGUCCAGCCUGUCUAGAAAACGUUUUGACGAUGAUGUGUCAGAUGGUUUGUAGUCCUCAGCAGAGUCUCUAUUCCAAUGCUACAGUCCUCCUGGUUAGCGAUGAUGGAGUCGGCGUCCGUCGCUUCGAUGCCUUCGUCGCACAGGAGUUCGCUGACGUCGCCUAUGAUUCAUGUAAGGAUGUUCAGUUCCCAGCUGCUAAUACAACUUUGAUGGAUGUAAUGUGUGGCGGGUAUCUCGGAGACGAUUGCUCCCCUCAAAGGUGGCUAGACUUCUUUGGUGAUAUAGCUAAUGGAUUCAUUCCUUGGAAUAUUGACUUCACAGUUGUACCAACAGGAGAAACAGUCGAAGGCAUGAACGAAAGCAUGGAGCCCAUAAACCCUACCUCGUUCUACUGUAACGCACCUGUUGGCAAUCAAGGCAGCUGUAGUUGUCAAGACUGUGAACUCUCCUGCUCGGCCUUACCAACCAUCGGACCAGCGUAUUUGCACGAGGAAGGGAGGUGUAUGAUGUUCAGCGAAUGCGGGGAAAAUCCUGAUACUACUAAUAGAACAGACCUGAAUUGCUUGGACAAUGGAGGAGCCCGGCCUACUGGAUCAGCAGCAGCCAUUGGUCUUCUAAGUGAUAUGUGUCCAGAUUACAACCCUGAUGAAGUCUGCUGUGAUCUUAACCAACUUAGAACCAUGCGGCCUUUAUUGAUUGCAAUCCGGCCUGCAUUCGGUCGUUGUCCAGCUUGUCUAGAAAACAUUGAGACUUUGAUGUGUCAGCUGGUUUGUAGUCCUCAGCAGAGUCUCUAUACCAAUGCUACAGUCCUCCUGGUUAGCGAUGAUGGAGUCGGCGUUCGUCGCUUCGAUGCCUUCGUCGCACAGGAGUUCGCUGACAUCGCCUAUGAUUCAUGUAAGGAUGUUAAGUUCCCCCAUUGCAAUACACCUGUGAUGGAUGUAAUGUGUGGCGGGUAUCUCGGUGACGAUUGCUCCCCUCAGAGGUGGUUUGACUUCCUUGGUGAUACAGCUAAUGGAUUCAUUCCUUGGAAUAUUGACUUCAAAGUUGUACCAACAGGAGAAACAAUCGAAGGCAUGGACAAAAGCAUGGAGCCCAUGAACCCUACCUCGUUCUACUGUAACGCACCUGUUGGCAAUCAAGGCAGCUGCAGUUGUCAAGACUGUGAACUCUCCUGCUCGGCCUUACCAACCAUCGGACCAGCGUAUUUGCACGAGGAAGGGAGGUGUAUGAUGUUCAGCGAAUGCGGGGAAAAUCCUGAUACUACUAAUAGAACAGACCUGAAUUGCUUGGACAAUGGAGGAGCCCGGCCUACUGGAUCAGCAGCAGCCAUUGGUCUUCUAAGUGAUAUGUGUCCAGAUUACAACCCUGAUGAAGUCUGUUGUGAUCUUAACCAACUUAGAACCAUGCGGCCUUUAUUGAUUGCAAUCCGGCCUGCAUUCGGUCGUUGUCCAGCUUGUCUAGAAAACAUUGAGACUUUGAUGUGUCAGCUGGUUUGUAGUCCUCAGCAGAGUCUCUAUACCAAUGCUACAGUCCUCCUGGUUAGCGAUGAUGGAGUCGGCGUUCGUCGCUUCGAUGCCUUCGUCGCACAGGAGUUCGCUGACAUCGCCUAUGAUUCAUGUAAGGAUGUUAAGUUCCCCCAUUGCAAUACACCUGUGAUGGAUGUAAUGUGUGGCGGGUAUCUCGGUGACGAUUGCUCCCCUCAGAGGUGGUUUGACUUCCUUGGUGAUACAGCUAAUGGAUUCAUUCCUUGGAAUAUUGACUUCAAAGUUGUACCAACAGGAGAAACAAUCGAAGGCAUGGACAAAAGCAUGGAGCCCAUGAACCCUACCUCGUUCUACUGUAACGCACCUGUUGGCAAUCAAGGCAGCUGCAGUUGUCAAGACUGUGAACUCUCCUGCUCGGCCUUACCAACCAUCGGACCAGCGUUUUUGCACGAGGAAGGGCGGUGUAUGAUGUAUAGCGAAUGCGGGGGAAAUCCUGAUACAAAUUUAAGAUCAGAUCUAAAUUGCUUGGACAAUGAAGGAGCCCGGUCUACUGGAUCAGCAGCAGCCAAUCGUCUUCUAAGUGAUAUGUGUCCAGAUUACAACCCUGAUGAAGUCUGCUGUGAUCUUAACCAACUUAGAACCAUGCAGCCUUUAUUGACUGCACUGCGGCCUGCAUUCGGUCGUUGUCCAGCCUGUCUAGAAAACAUUGAGACGAUGAUGUGUCAGCUGGUUUGUAGUCCUCAGCAGAGUCUCUAUACCAAUGCUACAGUCCUUCUGGUAAGCGAUGAUGGAGUCGGCGUUCGUCGCUUCGAUGCCUUCGUCGCACAGGAGUUCGCUGACAUCGCCUAUGAUUCAUGUAAGGAUGUUAAGUUCCCCCAUUGCAAUACACCUGUGAUGGAUGUAAUAUGUGGCGGGUAUCUCGGUGACGAUUGCUCCCCUCAGAGGUGGCUUGACUUCUUUGGUGAUACAGCUAAUGGAUUCAUUCCUUGGAAUAUUGACUUCAAAGUUGUACCAACAGGAGAAACAAUCGAAGGCAUGGACAAAAGCAUGGAGCCCAUGAACCCUACCUCGUUCUACUGUAACGCACCUGUUGGCAAUCAAAGCAGCUGUAGUUGUCAAGACUGUGAACUCUCCUGCUCGGCCUAACCAACCAUCGGACCAGUUGCACCUACUUAAAACUUUGGAUAUGAUGAAUUCCUUUCCAUUAAACAAGGACUAGUUAUUCUCUAUUUGGAGAAGAAGAAAAAAAACUCAUAAUUUGAUUACUAAAUGUUUUCAAACUGUUAUUGGCAUCCACGAUGGGAAGGAUAUGUAAUAUGUGUGUAUUGGUUUCAAUUUCAUAUCGAUUGUAAUGGUUUUGUUUUACUUUGCAUUAUAUGGUUGCCAAUGUGAGGGGAUAUGAGAAAGGUUCUUUCUUGGUUACGGUGCUUGGUAUUCUUUGAAUUCUUUCUAUCUAUCUAGGUAUUUUCUCCCGGUUCCGAGGUUGAUUGCAACAUCUCUUCAAUUCACUUUUUUUUUCUGCCAUUAUGGUGCACUCGUGCAGUUUUAGUCCACUCCCGUUCUUGACACCCUCUUCCCAGUUGAUUCUGUCUCCCUCUCGGUCUAGUUCCUUCCAAUCUCCCCUCCAAUACACCCUUUAAGAGGCUUUGGUGCCUUUUAAGAUGACCAAAGUCUUUGAUUUUUCUCUCCUUAACUAAUCCUAUUAGUGUAAUUUGUUUACGCCCUGCCAUGUGCAAUAUCUCUUUGUUGGUUUUCAUUCGUUUCAAGGAUAUUUUCCUCAUUCUUAUGUAAAUCCACAUUUCAAUAGAUGUUAUUCUAUUUUCCAUAGCCUUGCUUAUUAUCCAUGUUUCUGUUCCAUACAAUAGGACAGACCAUACAUAACAGUUUACUAGUCUCAACCUAAGCGCAACUUUCACCUUUCUAUCUGUGAAUAAGACUUUCAUUGCCAGAAAUGUAUUCCGAGCAAUUUCUAUUCUUCUUUUUAUUUCUGCUUCGCAUCUGGCAUCAUCUGUGAUAUGGAUUGUCCUAAGUAGAUGUAAUUACUGACCUGCUCAAUGAUAUGUCCAUCGAGUUUCAAACAGAUUCUAGGCUUAUUCUCUGUUCUACUAAAAAUCAUGGACUUAGUUUUCUUGA
This is a messenger RNA of Strongylocentrotus purpuratus (purple sea urchin), 4832 nucleotides long. RefSeq lists its product as uncharacterized. NCBI's taxonomy places the organism in Eukaryota, Metazoa, Echinodermata, Echinoidea, Camarodonta, Strongylocentrotidae. The transcript has 21 exons. The coding region runs from base 183 to 3845 and encodes 1220 amino acids. The record is from RefSeq and is a predicted model, not a curated record.